Molecule: messenger RNA, 2016 nt
Organism: Pseudoliparis swirei
Lineage: Eukaryota; Metazoa; Chordata; Actinopteri; Perciformes; Liparidae
Product: taste receptor type 1 member 1-like
Exons: 8
Coding region: 1-2016 (671 amino acids)
Biological process (GO): G protein-coupled receptor signaling pathway
Cellular component (GO): membrane
Molecular function (GO): G protein-coupled receptor activity
Source: RefSeq, a predicted model, not a curated record
AUGCGCCACGCAGCCUCCGAGUUUCAGCUGGAAGGAGAAUAUCUGUUGGGCGGACUGUUUGAUAUUCAUCAUGAUAGUUCUGCUGUUGCACAAAACAGACCAAAAGGAAUCGACUGCUCCAGUCGACCCUUGAUUCUGUCAAGCUAUCGGAGGUUUCAGUUGAUGAGAUUCUCAGUCGAGGAAAUCAAUAACUCCACAAGCCUCCUGCCAAAUGUAUCUCUGGGCUAUGAUAUAUUUGACCACUGCUCAGAUGCACACAAUUUCCCGGGCAUUUUGAAACUCCUCUCAGUCGAUGGCAUGAUCCAGCCUUGGAGCAAAGAACCCAAGAGCGUGUCCAAGGUGAUCGCGUUGGUCGGCCCUUACACAAGCCCUCAGGCCCUGGCGAUAGCCCCACUGUUCAUGAUGGAUCUCAUUCCUAUGGUCAGUUAUGGAGCUGCUAGUUCGAUCUUUUCAAGAAAACAGAAAUUUCCCUCGUUCCUCCGAACAGUGCACUCCAAUAAAGACGUCAUAGAAGUGAUCGUUCAUAUCAUGCAACACUUCAACUGGCGCUGGGUUGCAUUCCUUUACAUUGAUGAUGAUUAUGGAAAUGAUGGCCGGGAAUUGUUCAUGAAGAGGAUUAACAACACUGAUAUAUGCAUGGCAUACACCAAAGGCCUCAAUCAAUACACAGAUCACUCUCAAAUAUUCAGACAGAUAGAAAGACAGAAGAUCGGUAUCAUCAUUGUUUUUGCUCCUGAAUGGACUGCCGAAGCUCUCAUCGAGUCCGCUAUGCAACUCAAUGUCACGAACAAGGUGUGGAUAGCAGGGGACGCCUGGUCCUUAAACAAGAAGCUCCGCAGGAAGAAAGGAAUCAAACAUAUCGGAACUGUAAUUGGGGUUUCUGAGCCAAAAUUGACCAUUCCAGGUUUUAAGGAUUUCAUCUAUUCUUCCAAAAAACCGACUCAUUCUAAAAAUGCAAGACAAAAUGUGUUUUGUAGUCAGGUUAGCAACUGCAGCGGCUUGACUCCAGAAGAAGUCCUCGCUGUGGACCCAUCUUUUAAUGUUCCUGUUUAUUCUGCUGUGUAUGCCAUCGCUCAUGCCUUACACAAUACCUUGCAAUGUGAAUCAGGCAGGUGUAAUGGCAAUAUUACAGUAUACCCACAUAUGGUUCUCGCAGAGCUGAAGAAGUCCAACUUCACUCUUUUAAACCAAAGUGUUGCAUUUGAUGAGAAUGGUGACCCCAACUAUGGAUCCUAUUCGAUAGUUUUCUGGAACCAAAAUGGUGAUGCAGAGGAGAUUGGCUUUUAUCAUUUUCGCCCAACGAUCCAUUUUAUCAACAACAGCCAAAUCCAGUGGUACACAGAGGAGAACGUGCCUACUUCACUGUGUUCCCAAGAAUGUGAUGUAGGAUUUGCAAGAAAUCAAAUUGGAAUCCACAAAUGCUGCUUCAAUUGUCACAUCUGUGAGAAGGGAACUUAUAUCAACAAAACAGAGGAUCCCUACAGGUGCAUCAGCUGUCAGGAAACGGAAUGGUCUGAACCAGGAAGUACGUCAUGUGCUCUGCGGCUGGUGGAGUACGUCCCGUUCACAGACAGCGCGGCGAUGAUGAUCAUGGUGGCAGCCGGGGUCUUGGUGGGCCUCACACUCGCCAUGUCCGCUCUCUUUGCCAUCAACUUCAACACGCCUGUUGUCAGGUCUGCCGGGGGACCGAUGUGCUUCCUCAUCUUUAGCUGCCUCAGUCUGUGUAGUCUCAGUGUGUUCUUUUACUUUGUCCUGGGACGGAAACUCUCUGGACUACCCCGUGGGUCGCAGUGGUUCACGUUGGUGUUAGCCCGCCAGCACAAGCCCGCAGCGCGCAUACACUUAGCAGGUCGCACCGUUGAACCAGUCCCAGCGGCACAGCUGCUCAACCGCUCCACGCUCAGAAUCACACCCGAGCGAGAACACGCCUGCAAUCGGGAGCCUAUACCACCACCACGUUCGUCUGGGGGCCUUGCCAGGCGGAACGAGACACCCCCGGAAGCCCUGCUACGGUGA